This is a messenger RNA of Heterocephalus glaber (naked mole-rat), 2340 nucleotides long. RefSeq names its product proline rich 29 (gene Prr29). The record is from RefSeq and is a predicted model, not a curated record. Lineage: Eukaryota; Metazoa; Chordata; Mammalia; Rodentia; Bathyergidae.
CAAAGUGGAAGGUGGGGGAAGGGCAACUCCGAGGGUGCUAAUCCCAGCUUCCUGUCCGGAUUUUCCUUGACUGCUGCUCAGGGCCUAUCUUAGGAUGGUCACAGCUGCCGAAAUAGAUCUCCCCCCUCACCUGUUGUUAAGCAAUGGAGACCUUGCUGACUUCCUGUCAGAAGAAUGCAUGCUUUUGUAACUUUUCCAAUAUAGGGGACAGGAUUGACUGCCACCUUUCUCCAUUUCUGAGGGACCAAGGCUCACCUUAACCAGGAAUCAGGGAGCAAAGAGCCAAAAUAAGGAACUGGAGAUGGAUUUUUGGCCAGAGUUCCAUCCUCUUCUGUGAAUUCGGCCAGUGUUUCCUUUCUGGUCUUCUUCAGAAACUACGCUCUGUCCACAGAAUGUCCCUCUCCUGACUGACAAAGUGGCAGGGAGCAGAUCUGAGGCCUCUCUCACUCACCUGUCCCUAACACCCAAGGCGGCCCCUACAAAUGUCUAUACCUGCUGAACCCAUCAAGUGAGCUAGGGAUCUGGGACCUGGAAACCAAGCCUACCUAGCAACUCACUCAUUUAUUCAACAAACAUGGCCUCCCUGGCCCAAUACUGUGGAGUCCGGGGCAGGCCUGCGCAUGCGUGGGAGGAGCUGUGAAUUGGCGUCGGCGUUGCUGAGGGAACCCAGACCUGCGAAUGCUGGCCAUGGCCUCCGGGGCUAGCGGGAGCUGGGAUCGCGUUCCACCACAGAGUGCAGCCCCGACGCCCUCGGUGACGAUUCUGCAGCCCCUCCCAUGGGCCGUCUCUGCCUCGCCCCCCCAGCCGGGCCGCGUGAAGGAAGAUCUGCUGGAGUUGAUGUCGCUACAGAAUGCGCAGAUGCACCAAUUACUGCUGAGCCGCCUGGUGGCAAGGGCCCUGAACCCUGAGACCGACUCUCCAGGUCUACCUGGAGGGGCAACAGGAAGAACCAGAGGAGGAGGUGCAUAUCCAGGAGGAAGUGCCUUUGGUGUUCCACCACCACUACCUGCCUUACCUGAUCCCCACCCUGGGCCCCUGGCCCCUCUGGCCAGCCCCUUUCUUUCCUUCUCCCUCGAGCCAACCCUACUCACAGGGCACGCCCAGUGUCUGUCACCAGCCUCCUGCCUCUGGGACAAGGGAGAUGAGAGCUGUACCCCCGCCCCCACCCCCCAGUGCUACAGAGACUGUGGGUGCAGAUGUACCUCCAGCUUCAGACUACUAUGAUGUUGAGAGCCUGCUCUGAGGAUGGAAGCUCACAGGAGUCCUCACCAGCUUCAGUGCGGGGCUGAGAACGGCCCUGUAGUCUCCACUUGCUCACUACUGUCUGCUGAUUGCACCCAUGCUGUCAGCCCUCCCCUCUGGGGGUGGGGGAUCCACCCCUCUCCACCCCAUUGCCAUCCUGAACAGGCCUAGAAGACACCCUCCAAGCCCAGCCAGGGGCCCAGAAGCCACAUGAGCCCGACUCUGGGCCACGGUUUUCUGCCUGGACCAGGGCAAUGCCUCUACACUACAAGUCCCAGCCCACCUCUGUCCCUCUCUCCUCUGGGAUGACAAAGGCUGUAGGGUCACCAGCUGGGUUAAGAAUGGGGCAGGAGGUGAGAGGAAAGGACUGCUCCUGUUUCCCAAGCACCUUGAAGCUCCCCGAAGCUCCCCCUACCUGGGGUAGGGCUUGGAGCUGAGUCAGUGCCCUUAUGAUCCACCAUCAGCCCAAGAAGUUAACCUUGGCAGCCAGUAGAGUACUGGAUAUGUCCUUCUCCUGCCCCCAGGAAUACCCUAAGGUCCCAUGAGGACAGGUGGGAACUGAGUGUUCUUUGUCCCUCCAGGACAGGGUGGUUCCUCGCACUCCAUCCAUAGGAGUGAGUCACCCAGGCCAGUUGAGAGAGGUGCCUGGGCUGAUCAGUGACGGGCUUUUGGGGUCUGGGGUGGUUGUGGCCCUGGAAGGCCCCUGAGAAGGAGAGGGCAGGAAGGAGGACACAUCUGGAGAGAGAAGGCCUGUUCUCCCCCUUUCCCAACUGCUGACUGUUACCCCAGGAGCAGACAUGGAGGACACCAGGUUAAGUCCAGGUGUUUGUAUUCAGGCUAGAAAAGGAAAUGUCCCCAGAGUCCCAUGCUGCUCUUAGGCCCUCUGCCGGGCUGGAUCACAAUCCGAGGAGCUAUGCUAGGUUCCAGCAGUCACCAUGGUGGUGGCCAUGCAGCUCAUGCAGGCUGCACCCGGAAGGUGCGGGGCAGCCUUCGCCAGGCAGCCAGUACCCCGUAGGUGCCUGUCCGCCUCUGGCGCUGAUGCUGGCUGAUGAUAAAGCAGAGCAGGAUGGAUGUCACAAAUAAAAACAGCAGAACUGA